AAAAUAUUUUGUAAAUAAUAAUCAUUAUUUUUAUUUGCGGUUUUAUUAACAUUGUGUCCGUCAAACCAGCAGUGCCACCCCCUCCACCUUUGAACCCCACAUCAGUUUUGCAGUAUUGUGUUUGGCUGAUGAACAAAUAAAUUGAUUUGUAAAGCUAUCUUUAAAGUAUUCAGUUGGAGUGCAAUAUAUCUUUAGCCGGUUUGGUAAUAGAAAACUCGCUGAAUUUCACCACCAAGCCCUCUCUUUGAGGGCUGCAACACAUCGGGCCCACGAAGUACUGCGCAGCAUCAGGGAACGGGCAGAGCCGCAACAGGUUCCAAGUCACGUUAUCGGACGAGUAUUUCACGCAAAUCACACCUCUAGUUUUGGUAAGACGCAUCCAGAAUUUGCGCGGGUUGCCGCUGUAGAGACCUGUAGCCCAAUCAGAGUUUUGGUUUGUGAGGACACUGCUUAUCAUGGGUUGGCCAUCAUUGUAUUCAAUGCCUGUUUUCAACCAAUGUUUCUCAUCCGUAUAGAUCAUUAAGCCCGCUUGAUCGUAGAGUGUAGUAAAAUUAGCUUCGACGCAAACUUCAAAAGUAAAGUCAUCCUUGAUGUUUAUGCCGUAAACGUGUCCAGUAUUGAAGUGAAAAUUAUACCAUGUCCCCUGCCAGAAGUCAGUUUUACUGUCUGUCGUCACGCGAAGAAUGGAAUUAUCUUCCAAACACCAUACUUUUGGGGCAUUUAGCCAUUUGAAAUCAUUUAUAUCUAAAUUACUAAAAUUAUUCGAUUCCAUUGUGUUUGAUGUAUUUAAACUAUUCUUGUAAUGUGAUGAAAAUGUACCUAAAAUGUAUUACUAUCAUUGUAUGAUUAAUAUCAAUAUCAUUAGCAUGUUGUUGAGUUGAUAAGCAAAAAAACUCGAUUGCUAUUUCUGUAGUGUUUCAAGGUGACGAUAUCAACGCGUGUUGUUGAUAAAAGUACUAGUAUUUAACCAGUUUUAACAAACCACUGGGAUUCUUUUACAACGAUAUUGAAUUUUCUUUUUAUAAAUAAAUUGCUUAGUGAGUUAAGUAGUGCAGUAAUUAUUUUAAUUACGGAUUAAUUAAUUACAUAAUUUAACAUUUCUGAUGUUUUAGAUUUUUGGCCAUGGCAACAUUUGACAUGUCAGUAAUAUCAAAAAUCGUUUAUUUCAUUCAUUUGUUUGUUCAUUCAUUGUUAAAAUAUCAUUCACGUUAUGAGUCCCAUUCAUUCUCUUCAUUUUCAAAAUGGCGACAUUUCCGAAAAUUGCGGCACGGCGUGAUGGCUCCGCGUGGUUUAUGAAGAAAUUGAAGUUUAUUUUUGUUUUUAGAUAACUGCUAGUUAAUCUUUCUUUAUAUUGUGAUUUGAAAAGAGUUCUAAACUAAAAUGGGCAAACCAGAAUUCAACAAUAGCCGCGGCGGUGGCGGAGGUCGUGGCGGUGGGGGAUUCCGCGGUGGUAGAGGAGGCGGCGGAGGCCGAGGGGGCUUCGGCGGCGGUCGCGGGGGCGGAGGCGGCGGCCGAGGGGGCUUCGGAGGCGGCGGCGGCAAGUUUGAGAAGCGCGGCGGAGGCCGGGGGGGUGGUGGCUUCGGCGGAAGGGGCGGCGGCGGUGGAAGAGGCCGUGGUGGUCCACCCAAAAGGGGAGGCUUCAAGGGAGGCAAGCAAGUUAUAAUAGAACCACACAGACAUGCUGGAGUUUUCAUAGCUAGAGGAAAGGAAGAUGCCUUAGUUACCAAGAAUUUGGUGCCUGGAUCUGAAGUGUAUGGUGAGAAAAGGAUAUCUGUUGAGGCUGAAGGAGAAAAGGUUGAAUAUAGAGUAUGGAAUCCGUUCCGAUCAAAGUUGGCUGCGGCUAUCAUGGGUGGAGUGGAUGCCAUACACAUGCCUCCAGGGUCCAGAGUUCUGUACUUGGGAGCUGCCAGUGGCACCACAGUCAGUCAUGUAUCUGAUAUUGUCGGACCGGAAGGAUUAGUAUAUGCAGUAGAAUUCUCACAUAGAUCAGGGAGAGACCUGAUAAACGUAGCCAAAAAGAGAACUAAUAUCAUUCCUAUAAUUGAAGAUGCUAGACAUCCACUUAAAUACAGAAUGUUAGUUGGUAUGGUUGACACAAUAUUUGCAGACGCAUCGUGCAUAGAUUCAACGGCGGAACCGGAAGCCGUUUUCGCCGCAGAAGUUAAGAAAUUGCAAGCAGACAAAUUGAAACCGCAGGAACAGUUAACUUUGGAGCCUUAUGAGAGAGACCACGCAGUAGUAGUCGGAGUAUUCAGACCCCCACCGAAGAAAGCAUAAUGACAAACAAUAGCCUAAUUUGUCUUGUCUAUUGUAAAAUUAGUUAACAGUGAUAAAACCGGAUUUUAUUUUUUUGUCUCCAGUGCGAAAUACCUAAUUGUUAAGUAAGUAUUAAGUUGAUUUACGAAUGGACGUAUGAAUUGUAUGUUUUUAGCUUUAAGUGUUAAGAGAAAUAUAUUUUAAUGACUGCCACA
This is a messenger RNA of Chilo suppressalis (striped riceborer), 2471 nucleotides long. The record is from the annotation of a GenBank genome assembly. NCBI's taxonomy places the organism in Eukaryota, Metazoa, Arthropoda, Insecta, Lepidoptera, Crambidae.